AUGACAAUGUCUGGAGAUGGUCCUGCGGGGGCCUCUCAAGUUGCACUUGUGACUGGUGGCUACGAUCACACCAUCAAGCUCUGGCAGGCUCAUAGCGGUGUUUGUUUACGUACUAUGCAACAUCCAGACUCGCAAGUAAAUGAUUUAGAAAUUAACCCUAGCGGGCAAAUGGUUGCAGCAUGUGGGUACCAGCAUAUUCGGAUGUAUGAUUUAGCUAGUGCCAACCCUGAUCCAAUCAUUAACUUUGAUGGUGUCACUAAGAAUGUCUCACGUGUUGGCUUUCAGGAAAAUGGUCAGUGGAUGUAUACUGGUGGAGAAGACUGCACUGCCAGAAUUUGGGAUUUAAGAGCAGGAAGACAAUUUCAAUGUCAGCGGAUAUUUCAAGUGCCGGCCCCAGUAAAUGCAGUUGUGUUGCACCCAGACCAAUCGCAGAUUAUGGUAGGAGGUCAGAGCGGAAUUAUUCACAUCUGGGACUUGAAGACUGAUCACAAUGAACAACUUAUACCUGAAGCUGAGGCCUCUAUCCAAGAUAUAGCAAUAGACCCAGAAGGUAAAUUAAUGGCGUGUGUCAAUAAUAAAGGAAAUUGUUAUAUUUGGUCUUUGGGUGGGUCACCGCCUCGGCCUGUUCCAAAGAAACAUAUACAGGCUCAUAGCAAGUACGCGUUGAGAUGUAACUUCAGUUUGGAUUCUACUAUGUUAGUAACGACAUCUGGCGACUGUUCCGCGAAAGUGUGGAAUACAAAAGACUGGACCCUAAAACGCGAAUUGAGACACGACACACAGCGCUGGGUGUGGGAUGCCGCCUUCACCAUCGACUCUAGAUAUCUCUUCACAGGUUCAUCGGACAGUUACGCACGUCUGUGGGAUUUGGAGAAAGGGACUUUAGAACGCGAAUAUUGCGGACAUCAGAAACCUAUCACAGCCCUAGCUUUCCGUGACCAAGCCGUAUAG
Molecule: messenger RNA, 951 nt
Organism: Pieris macdunnoughi
Lineage: Eukaryota; Metazoa; Arthropoda; Insecta; Lepidoptera; Pieridae
Source: the annotation of a GenBank genome assembly